AUGUCACCAGCACUCAACCCCUCCCUCUCCAGGAAGCGAUUUUUGUUUUGACAGGCAGUUUACUUUCCAGUAGUUCUUAGUCCGAAGGGUUGUUAUCCGUCUUAGGUGCUUGCUAAAAUCUCAGUAAACACCACGGGAGAAAAUGUCCUUCUUCCUGAACCUCAUCACUGGCAGCUUUCGGUUGGUGUUUGAUUGGAUCCAGAGGCUUUUUGGCCUUAAAAGAAGACCUGCCAUCACUCUUGAAGACCCUAACAUAAAGUAUCCAUUGCGCCUUGUGGACAAAGAGAUCAUCAGUCAUGAUACAAGAAGGUUUCGCUUUGCUUUAAAAUCACCAGAGCAUGUUCUUGGACUUCCUAUCGGACAGCACAUCUACCUGUCUGCCAAGAUUGAUGGCAACCUUGCGGUGAGACCGUACACCCCUGUCUCUAGCGAUGAUGACAAAGGCUUUGUUGACCUGGUUGUGAAGAUAUACUACAAAAAUGUCCAUCCAAAGUUUCCAGAGGGAGGGAAGAUGUCUCAAUACUUGGAGAGCCUUCGUAUUGGUGACACAAUUGAUUUCAGAGGACCAAGUGGACUGCUGGUUUACAAAGGCAGAGGUUCAUUUGCGAUCAAGCCUGAUAAGAAAUCAGACCCUGUGAUUAAAACGGCAAAACAUGUUGGCAUGAUCGCUGGGGGAACAGGCAUUACACCUAUGCUCCAGAUAAUCAAAGCAAUCAUGAAAGAUCCAAAGGAUGAGACUGUGUGUUCCUUACUUUUCGCAAACCAGACAGAAAAAGACAUUCUCCUACGCCCUGAGUUAGAAGAGGUUGUGGCCAAUCACCCGACACGUUUUAAGCUGUGGUACACCGUCGACAGAGCUCCAGAUGGUUGGGAGUACAGCCAAGGCUUCAUAAAUGAGGACAUGGUGAGGAGCCACCUUCCUCCAAACGCAGAUGACACACUCAUCCUCAUGUGCGGACCUCCUCCCAUGAUUCAGUUCGCCUGCAACCCCAGCCUGGACAAGGUGGGUCAUUCCAGUGACAGGCGCUUCACCUUCUAGAAGGUUGUCACCUCAAACCAAGCAGUUAAAAAGUCAAAAUUAUAAACAUGCUACCACCUGCCAAAUGUCCACAUGCACAACAACUCAAAACAAUCCAUGAUGAUAAAAAAAGGCUUUACCUUUCACUUCAUAUCAAAGUGUGGCAGCUCUGCAUGCAAGAUGUACCUGCCAAUUAAGUCAUGUGUUGGAGAUGUUUGUGUGUUUAUGCUUCAAUUUCAGCAGAUGCUGGAUGAUAUUGAAAUUGUCAUUUAAUGUGUCAAGAUUUUUGACUUGCUCAAUUAAUGCAUUUUUUAAGCCUCAACAGAUAUUGGUGAUGGAUCUUUUACAAUUAUAAUGUCCAUGUUACACAUAAUUUUUACGUUCACAGAAACAAUAAACUGUUUGUCAAAGUAAAUACAUGGUUCAUGUUGUGCAUUAGUUUUAUGCUACACAUAUUAAUUUAAUCCAUUGUGUAACACGAAUGCUGAAAUGGGACCUGGUGCUGCUCGUUCACGCAGUGCACAGUGCAUAUUCGUUUGUCUUUCAACAAAAGUGCAGGACGAGGAUUAAGAAACUUUGAAAUAUUCAAGGCAAAAAAACAACAAAAAGCAAGAGAAGAGAAUUUUGAAUCUUUCCAUUAUUAAGUGCCUUUGUUGCAUUGUUGUGCAUGAUUCCAUACAAUAAAUAAUGUAUUUAAAGAGUGAAAAUAAAUGUCCAAUUUAUGACCUGUUUGCAUCUCAUAUAAUUUGUCUGCGUUGCCAAAAAAGCAUUUCUGCAAUAAUUUUACAUUUACCAAUAAAGGUGUGUUCUUCCUUGGUUUUGUAGAACUGAA
Puntigrus tetrazona (Sumatra barb) is the source of this 1850-nucleotide messenger RNA. RefSeq names its product NADH-cytochrome b5 reductase 3. Bases 143 to 1039 code for a protein of 298 amino acids. NCBI's taxonomy places the organism in Eukaryota, Metazoa, Chordata, Actinopteri, Cypriniformes, Cyprinidae. Gene Ontology annotation, molecular function: oxidoreductase activity; FAD binding. Gene Ontology annotation, cellular component: mitochondrion. The record is from RefSeq and is a predicted model, not a curated record. The transcript has 9 exons.